Molecule: messenger RNA, 4514 nt
Organism: Melanotaenia boesemani (Boeseman's rainbowfish)
Lineage: Eukaryota; Metazoa; Chordata; Actinopteri; Atheriniformes; Melanotaeniidae
Gene: zbtb16b
Product: zinc finger and BTB domain containing 16b
Exons: 9
Coding region: 169-2205 (678 amino acids)
Biological process (GO): negative regulation of transcription by RNA polymerase II; regulation of cytokine production; regulation of immune system process
Cellular component (GO): nucleus
Molecular function (GO): DNA-binding transcription factor activity, RNA polymerase II-specific; protein binding; RNA polymerase II cis-regulatory region sequence-specific DNA binding
Source: RefSeq, a predicted model, not a curated record
GGACUGAGUUUGAAGCGGGUACUGUGAAAUGUGUAAGCAUGAUGUUGCCUGGAUAAUCAGCGGAGGACGGUAGGAGACGGAGAGCUACAACCGGCUGAAGGCAAGUGAAGCAGCCACACCUCAUGCGUGGGCUCAACAAAGGUCCGAGUGGAUACGGGUCUGACAAACAUGGGUGUGCUCCAGCUCAACAAUCCCACUCACUCCAGCACUCUUCUGCAGCGGGCCAAUCAGAUGCGCCUGACCGGCACCUUGUGUGAUGUCAUCAUCACAGUGGAUGGCCAAGAGUUUCCAGCUCAUCGCACCGUUCUGGCCUGCACCAGCAAAAUGUUUGAGAUUUUAUUCCACCGCAGCAGCCUGCGCUACGCCCUGGACUUUCUUUCCCCAAAGACCUUCCAGCAGAUCCUCGAGUACGCCUACACCGCUUCGCUCCAGGCCACAGCCGAAGAUCUGGAUGACCUCCUGUAUGCCGCAGAGAUCCUGGAGAUAGAGUACCUGGAGGAGCAAUGCCUGAAGGUGCUGGAGACCAUCCAGGCAGAGGAGAGCGAGGAGGUAGCAGUGAGGAAUCACAGCUCUGGAGACCACAGUGACCACAGCCGGGCCAGGCACUGGAGGCACAUGUUGAUGUCCAAGAAGCAUUCCAUACAGGAUGGAACCAACUGCACUACUCCCACUGCCCUACACCACCUGGCGCUGUACCAUGUGACGGAGAGAAGCUCUCCUGGUCCAGGGCCUGAAGCGGUCCCUGAAUCCAGCCCCAAAUUGAACACUGAGGUCGCCAUGGAGAGCACCCAGCAGGCUCAGCAUCGCAGCACAGAUGUUUUCCAGGACUCAUCCCUGGAUCCUGCCAUAAAUAUCAAAUCAGAAUGCAUGCAGGUGGACGAUGCCAACGGCUGUGAGGGCAGAUCCUCCAGUGCCGGGGAGGGAAGCUGCAUGUCUGACCAGCCUAGAGACGAGGGCCCAGGAACACCCCUGAGAGGCAGCGUGAUCACCAGCGCUCGAGAGUUGCACACUGGCCCCGAAGAUGGGGGGCAAGUAGUGGGAAACACUCUUGACACUUUUCCUGGAAUCACUGACAAACGCCUGACCUCCAUAUACACUGUGGCCUCCAACCACACAGGGGAAGGCCUGCCAGUGUCCGUUUCAGUGACCCCGUCUCUGGGUGUGCCGCUGGAUCCCAGGGCCUACAGCAGCCUGCUGCACCAAGGCUUGCUGCACAGGGAGCUCCUGAGCAGAUUGGGCCAGUUUGCAGCAGGGAUGAGACACGAGGGCCAGACUCAAGGCCAGCAUUGUUGUGGCGAAUGUGGCCUUCAGCUGCACGGCAGGCAGGCUAUAGAGCAGCACAGGCGGCUGCAUGACGAGGAGAAGGGCAACGGCUGUGAAUACUGUGGAAAACACUUCCAGGACAGCAUGCGGCUCAGGAUGCACAUGCUGUCUCACGCAGGGAUGUGCCGUAGGCAGGAAGCGUCUGCUGUUCAGAGAACACCCAGUCCUUCUGUGGCCUCUCAGGCAGACAGUCUGCUCACUGUUCAGAGACUGAUAACAGACCACGCUCCUGCAGAGGCGCUGGUGUGUGAUCAGUGCGGAGCGACGUUCUCGUCAGAGGAUGCUCUGGAAGCCCACAGGCAAACGCAUACAGGGACUGACAUGGCGGUGUUCUGUCUGCUGUGUGCAAAGCGCUUCCAGACCCAGAAGGCCCUGCAGCAGCACAUGGAAGUCCAUGCAGGGAUGCACAGCUACAUCUGCAGCCACUGUGAGCGCCCCUUUCCAAGCCACACAACGCUCAAAAGACAUUUGCGCUCGCACACGGGCGAUCACCCGUUUGAGUGCGAGUUCUGCGGGAGCUGUUUCAGAGAUGACGGCACACUGAGGGGCCAUAAACGCAUACACACAGGAGAGAAGCCUUACGAGUGCAACGGUUGUGGGAAGAGGUUCAGUCUGAAACACCAGCUAGAGACGCAUUACCGCGUUCAUACAGGUGAGAAGCCAUUUGAGUGUAAGCUGUGCCACCAACGAUCCAGAGACUACUCAGCUAUGAUCAAACACCUACGCACACACAACGGGGCAUCUCCGUACCAGUGCACCAUCUGCCAGGACUUCUGCCCGAGCCUGGCCGCCAUGCAGAAGCACAUGAAAGGCCACAAACCCGAAGAGGUGCCGGCCGAUUGGAGGAUAGAAAAGACUUACCUGUAUGUCUGUUACGUCUGAGCAGGACUUGGACUCCAGGCACAGUCUGACACACCCACACACACUCGCACACACACACACACACAUACACACACACAUACACACACACACUCUGUCACUGUUAUGUGGAAACCUGGUAACUCCUGUGUUGCUGAUUUUAAUGCUGAAGGAUCACACGUUCCCCUUGGGGUUUCAAAAAGAAAGUUCAAACAAAUUUUGGAUGAAGGAAAUGCUAUACCUGACAAUGAGAUAUGAAGCAAGAAUAGAAAUAUGUGUACACAUUCGGGCUGCAAAUAACAAUUAGUUUCAUUAUCAGUCGGAUAAAUUUUUACUCUGAAGUAGACGCAUCUUGGUGGUAAGCUGGCAUCUUUUGUCUGACAAAGAGUCCACUCCAAAGAGAUUUAGUUUGCAAUCUCUUGAACUCAUAUUCUCACAUUUUGAGACACAGAGAGAAACAAACAUUUAGGAUUUUUCCCUGUAAAAGAAUAAAAGAUUGACAGUUUCCUGAUGACUAUUUGAGCCCUCAUGCACACAAACACACAUACUUCCUCUCAUGCAGUUUUGAUAAUUGUGUCUCUAAAUGAUCCAGUGUUGUUAAAAUCAAUGCCACAAAGGCUGUGACCGCUGGCCUGCGCGUUCAGCAGGAGCAUUUUGACUGAUUGCUGAACCAUCAGGCAAACCAAGUCAUCUUCUAUGAUUGUACAGCAGAAGUAGAAAAUAAUUCCACAAAGGCUCGAUUGGCUGAAUUUGCAACACUUCUCUACUAAUUUUCUGUGACUUCUUCGUCUUUUUUUUUUUUGAUUGUUGUUCUGCUGUUGGAUUUUUUUUCUUUUAGACUUGUUUAUUUUCUGCAUGUUUUACUUGAAUGGCUGACCUCAUGAGCUUGAUCUCUUUAAUUGCUUUGUCUCCGUUGCAGUGGGUGUUUUUGUUCGAGGUAGCUCGCUCACAAUUUGAGCUUCUCUCAUAAUACUUUUUUUUUUUUUUUUUUUUUUUUUGCUAUUUAUAUGUUGUUUAUUUGUUACCAAAUAUGUGCUGGUUUUCAUCACACUGUGUCUCUUGGGAUGUUUUCUAGUAGAGCAAGCUCUACCUCUUCCCCCACGUUUGUUUGUUAGAAAUUCGCUGCAAAUUAUUCAUCUGUCAGUAGGUUUAAUUUUGUCACAAACAUCACAAUUUACAUGGUCAAACAGUGUGAUUUAAAAAAAAAUGUGACAAGCCUCAGUAAGGCUCUUGAGUGUAGUUUUUUUAACCAUUGCUUAUAUAUAGAUGUCUUAUAAAAAUGAAAGAAUCAGAAUUUUCUAGAAGAAAACAAGUUAAAAUAUUAAAAGAGGUUGUUUUUUAAUAAAACAUGACAAGAAAAUUCUGCUAUUGAAUUACCUUAAGCAGGUUAUUGUCAGUUGUUGUGUAGCCGUAACGUACAAACUGUCAUGGUAUGUGAUUCCCUUAUGUGAGCCUAACACAGGCCUUAUAGAUUUAAACAUGUUGUAUUUUUGUAUUACAGUAAUUUGCUAUCUGUUUACAUUUGGUAUGAUUUGAGAAACAUCUUAGUGUGUGUUUUAUAAGUCUCUGAUUUGAUUAAGAACCCUCCCUUGUGCCUCUUUUAUAAGUAGAGCAUUGAUGUGCUUGAGUACAUGGGUCUGUGUUAUUGGUAGGUGUUUCUGGGUGUUUGUUUAUUGUUAAUAAAGAUAGACUGCCAUGUAGAUCCAAUUUGUUUGAACAUUGCAACUGGAAGCAACAUACUGUGAUAGUGGCUGAUAAUCUGAUGCAAGUUCCAAGCAAUUUUGAUGUAUAAAAGUACAUGCUUGUCUCAAAUUGUUCCCUUCAGAGUGACAGUGGACUGACAUCGUGAGAUGGAAAUGAUGUGUAUAUCAAAUCUUGGCAUGUGUGGGCAUUACCAAUGCCUCCUAAAGUAGCCAACAACACUCAGUGCCAUGAAAACACACAUUCACUGUAUCUAUUCUACAUGAACAUGCACUAUAAAUGGAUUUCCUCGGUGGACCAAAAGAAAUAGAGCACUUUUGUUUGAAAAGGGUUUUUCUUUGAUCUUUGUAUGUUGUGAUAAUGCAGCUGUCUUUUAUUUGAUGUGUCCUAGAAGGAUGUGAUUAGCAUUGUUUAGAUUAUGUCACUGUCUGUCUACCUCAGGGCCAGAUCAAAGCUCGACCUGGUAUCCAAUCAGGGUUGUUCUUCUUGCCAUGUGUGCAGUAAAAUCCCUCUUCAUUACAGCUUUGUAACACAGUGUGUGAAAGUGUUUUCUCAGUGUGGAUUCAGGCACAACUCUGUAUGCGUCAGUGUUCAGUGGCAUGGUUAAAAAAAGAAUAAAACAAUUUACUAUU